This is a messenger RNA of Scheffersomyces stipitis CBS 6054, 2937 nucleotides long. It is a transcript of the gene MNR2, whose product is annotated as putative Mg(2+) transporter. NCBI's taxonomy places the organism in Eukaryota, Fungi, Ascomycota, Pichiomycetes, Serinales, Debaryomycetaceae. Gene Ontology annotation, molecular function: magnesium ion transmembrane transporter activity. Gene Ontology annotation, cellular component: plasma membrane. Gene Ontology annotation, biological process: magnesium ion transmembrane transport; intracellular magnesium ion homeostasis. The record is from RefSeq and is a predicted model, not a curated record. The transcript is spliced from 6 exons. The annotation marks the transcript as partial.
GAAUCUUCAUCUAGUGCUUCUUCACAGUUCAACAUCAAUAAUCACACAAGAAACAGUAUGAGCAGUGACAACGCAGCAGAACCCAGCGAUAGUGUCAAUAAAGCUAGGGAAAUCAACCCAGGAGUAUAUAUUGAUCAUCGGCUCCAUAACGAUUUAGCCCAUCUUCACUCUUCGCCAGCUAGAUCAAGACGUAGAACUGAUAACUUGAAUGGUGAUAAUGAUAACAGUGAUAAACCCACGACAUUAACCAGACGAUACACGGCCGAUUCUGUCCAUUCAUCAGGUGGUAGUGGCCGGGUCAUGUCACGAGAACCUAGCUUACCUCUAACGAACAGAAAUCUCCAGAGUUUAUUAACCCAAAGUGACCCUCUUGCGCAAGGACCAAGAAGCGCAAUUUCCCCAACGAAUGCGAAAUAUGCGCCUAUUGCUUUGGACAUGGACAAAUAUGCUCGUGAUCAGCGGUUGGUAGCUCGUGCACAGACCUGGAGUAAUCCAUUCAAUCGUAGUGGCCAUAACGAUGAUCACGACCGUUAUUCGCUCAACUCGUUGGAGUUUGGAGGUUCAAAUCCUUCAUCUGAUCAUUCGAGUGAUUCCACGUCCUUGGAUGAUGUUUGUUUUCCUGACUAUUACGGUCAUGAAGAUGCUGGAAACAAAGAAAGCACAUACCAGUGGCCCGACUUGAAGUUCUUGGAAGAGUUUGUUCUUGAAGAAUUUGAAGAAGCAGAAGAAGAAAGAAACGAGCUUUCGCAAGGCUCACCGAACGUUAACUUCAGAGAACCGGUAGCUCGGCAGCAUGUAGAACGGCAAACUUCUGUUCUGCCUAAAGAAAAUCAGCAAGAGAACAAAAUUGACGACAGCGCAACCGAAACAACGCCAUUAGUAGCUAGUCGUCAAAUUGAUGAGGUCGCCUCUUUGGAUAGUUUGCAAGAUUCUUUUCGUGUGAGACCAACGCCCAUACAGCCAUGGGACCAUUCCAAAGAACAAAUCCCUACUAUCUUGCAACAUCAACCUCUGCGUGCCCAUUUGAAGAACAGCAAAUAUGAUCUGAGAACGGGCAAGGUGGAUGGGAAAUUGUGUCGAUUCACAUACUUCAGAGAAGAUCUUGAGAAAACUAUCCAUGCCCCAACCAUAGGAGGAUUAAUUUCAGAAGAGCCAAUAAUUGGCGAGGAGAAUACCACUUCUUUGAACAAGAAGUGGAGGGGUGGUGUCGACAAUAUUGAAGACCUUUUGGAUAUUGCUGAAUCUAACGAAGAGGAAUUAGAGGAACUAUUCACAAGACUCCAGGAUUUAUUUCAACCUUCGCAUUAUUCUCAAGAUUACUCUAGCUUGAACUCAACAAAUGGUGGUCCUGUUACUUCUCCACCAUCGUCUAAUAACAUUCCAUCCAUUGCUGUUCCUUCUGAACCUGUUAAUUUGUCAACGAACAACUUGAACAGAACAGGUUCGAAAUCAGGUCUUGAUACUCCUGGGGCAGCCACCACUGUGCCUUCAGUAGCGGAGGAAGUUGAGCCUCGGUACAUCCCAUUCUGGUUAGAUGUACUUGAUCCAACAGAAGAAGAAAUGAAAGUUUUAUCCAAGACUUUUGGAAUCCAUCCUUUGACAACAGAAGAUAUCUUCUUGGGUGAAACUCGUGAGAAAGUUGAACUAUUCAAGUCCUACUACUUUAUCUGUUUUACAUCAUUUGAUGUCGUAUAUGAGAGAAGAAAGCAAAGAGCUAAGGAACACGAAAAGAAGAUGAAUAGACUACAAGAGUUAUAUGAACAAGGAUAUGAUGGAGAUGAUGCUAGCAGUAUUUUUGGUAGUCCCGAGCGCAGGUCGUGGAUUAGGAACGCUUUCAAUCGUAUUUCUCGUAAGAAGACUGGAAAGCGUUCUAGACCACCGUCCUUCAUUCAAGGAACAAAAGAGUCUGCUUCCAUGAAAUCGAAGGGCAAAAAGAUCAGAGAAGGUGAGUUGCUGCCAUUGAACAUGUACAUGAUCGUAUUCAAAAAUGCCGUAAUUACAUUCCAUUUUUCGGCAACACCUCAUCCAAUUAAUGUUAGAAGAAGAGCACGUUUGUUACGAGAGUACUUGACCGUCACUUCAGAUUGGAUCUGCUAUGCGUUAAUCGAUGAUAUCACCGAUUCGUUUGCACCUAUGAUUGACAGCAUAGAGGAGGAAGUGAACUCUAUUGAAGAUGCAAUAUUGAAAAUGCAUUCGGGUGAGGAUUCUGACGACGAUUCAGAAUCCGAUGAUUCCGGUGACGAAAACGAAGAAUCACAUCAUAGCCCACCAAAAAAGCCACGCAAUUCCAAUAAGGAUAAUGUAUUCAUCUGGAGAAAGAGAUCGAAGUCCACUGUCGACCAUGGUAUUGGAUCAAGAUUGAGAAAAAUUAAAUCUGAAAAUUCUUCCAAGACUAGUUCCAAGAGUUCAUCUACAUCAUCUAGAAUAUUAGGUUGGAAACGAAAAGGAGACAUGUUGCGUCGUAUUGGUGAAUGUAGAAAACGAGUUAUGUCUGUGCUUCGUUUGCUAGGAUCCAAGGCAGAUGUCAUCAAGGGAUUCAGCAAGCGAUUCAGCGAAGCGAUGGCUGAAAGUAACAAGACUUCGAGCAAAGGAGAAAUUGGUAUGUAUUUGGGAGAUAUCCAAGAUCACGUUGUAACUAUGGUUCAGUCUUUGAAUCACUAUGAGAAGUUGUUGGCCCGUUUCCACUCGAACUACUUGGCCCAAAUCAAUAUCGACAUGACGAAGGUCAACAACGAUACCAAUGAUGUGUUGGGUAAGAUCACAAUUUUGGGUACGAUCGUAUUGCCGAUAAACGUUGUAACUGGUCUAUGGGGUAUGAACUGUGUAGUUCCAGGACAAGAGUAUGACAGUUUGACAUGGUUCUACUCGAUCGUAGGAUUCAUGUGUCUCUUUAGUAUAGUAGCUUACAAUUACGCCCGGAAAGUUACCGGGUUGUAG